UCCUAGCUUAGCACCUAUCCAACCCCAGACAGCACUGCAGUGAGGUUUCUGCCACAUCCACCAUGCUGGCCUCUGGGCUGCUACUAGGGGCCCUGUUGUUUUGCCUCUCAACCUUGGUGGUGCUUUCUGUAUGGAGACAGAGAAAGGUCCGCAGCAACCUUCCUCCUGGACCGACCCCUCUCCCUUUCAUUGGCAACUACCUGCAGUUGAACACGGAAAAGAUGUAUGACUCUCUCAUGAAGAUUGGGCAAAAAUAUGGACCCGUGUUUACAGUGCAUCUGGGACAUAGGACCAUUGUGGUCCUGACUGGGUAUGAGGCCGUGAAGGAGGCACUGGUCGAUCAAGCAGAGGAGUUCUCUGGUCGGGGGGAGCAGGCCACCUUCGACUGGCUCUUUAAGGGAUUUGGUGUGGUCUUCAGCAACGGAGAGAGGGCCCGGCAGCUCCGGCGAUUUUCCAUCACCACCCUCAGGGACUUCGGCAUGGGCAAGAGGGGCAUCGAGGAGCGCAUCCAAGAAGAGGCCGGAUUCCUCAUUGAGGCCUUCCGAGGCACAAAAGGGGAAGCCAUCGAUCCCACCUUCUUCCUGAGCCGCACGGUCUCCAACGUCAUCAGCUCCAUUGUCUUUGGUGAUCGCUUUGAAUAUGAGGACAAACAAUUCCUGUCCCUGCUGCGUAUGAUGUUGGGGAGCUUCCAGUUCACAGCUACAUCCAUGGGACAGCUAUAUGAGAUGUUCUCUGGAGUGAUGAAGCAUCUGCCAGGACCCCAGCAGCAAGCAUUCAGGGACUUGAAAGGACUGGAGGCCUUCAUCACUGAGAAGGUCCGGCAGAACCAGGCCACCCUGGACCCUAACUCCCCCCGGAACUUCAUUGACUCCUUCCUGAUCAAGAUGCAGGAGGAAAAGAAAAAUCCCAACACUGAAUUCUUCAUGAGGAACCUGACCAUGACCACCCUAAACCUGUUUUUCGCUGGCACGGAGACUGUUAGCACAACCCUUCGCUAUGGCUUCCUUCUGCUAAUGAAGCAUCCAGAAGUGGAAGCCAAAAUCCAUGAGGAAAUCGAUCGGGUGAUUGGGAGGAACCGCUCGCCCAAGUUCGAGGACAAAGCCAAGAUGCCCUACACAGAGGCCGUCAUCCAUGAGAUCCAAAGGUUUGGAGAUAUGCUCCCCAUGGGUAUGGCCCGGAGAGUCGUAAAGGACACCAAAUUCCGGGGCUACCUUCUUCCCAAGGGUACAGAAGUUUUUCCCAUGCUGGGCUCAGUAUUAAGGGAUCACAAUUUCUUUGCCUGCCCUGAAGCCUUCAACCCCCAACAUUUCCUGGAUGAAAAAGGCCAGUUCAAGAAGAGUGAUGCCUUUGUCCCCUUCUCCAUUGGCAAACGCUACUGUUUUGGUGAAGGCUUGGCCAGAAUGGAGCUCUUCCUCUUCCUCACCACCAUCCUGCAGAACUUUCGCUUCCAGUGUCCAGUCCCAAACGAAGCCAUCGACAUCUCCCCCAAGGUGGUGGGCUUUGCCACCAUCCCCCGCACCUACACCAUCUCCUUCGUGCCUCGGGAAUGAGGCUGAGCCCAAGCAGCCACAGUACAAGCAGAAGGAGCCAGAGGGAUUCCUGGAUGGGGGGGCCAGAGGGUAUAUUAAUAAAGUCUGAGCCCCCCAGGCAGAUCUCUCUGCUACUUUGUGUAAUGGGCUGAGGCUUGAAUUGAUGCACUGAGGUCCCAAGCACAUGAGGCUAAGUAGUAAUUGGACCAUACUCUAUUAAUAUAUAUGCUUGGAGAAAGAAUGGCCCCUGCCCACUUUUUGUGCAAGUCCUGAUGUGUUGUAUAGGAAAUGACGAUUUUGGUGGGUGGAGGCAGGGGAGUAGAAAAGGAAGGGGAAGGAGAGACUGCUCGCAUUGCCAUUGCCAUUGCCACGGCUUUUCAGCUCAGGUCUCUCUCUGCUAGCUGGCUUCCUGUCGCAGCUGCCCGUAUUGCUAUCACAAUCUUUCUUGCCCAUAUUCCUAUCGCAAUCUUUUUUCACCUCUUCACUUCAAUAAAGAUUGAAGAUUUUUCCCUUAACCUGAA
Messenger RNA from Antechinus flavipes (yellow-footed antechinus), 2050 nucleotides. RefSeq names its product cytochrome P450 2A13-like. Gene Ontology annotation, cellular component: intracellular membrane-bounded organelle; cytoplasm. The transcript has 9 exons. NCBI's taxonomy places the organism in Eukaryota, Metazoa, Chordata, Mammalia, Dasyuromorphia, Dasyuridae. Gene Ontology annotation, molecular function: iron ion binding; heme binding; oxidoreductase activity, acting on paired donors, with incorporation or reduction of molecular oxygen, reduced flavin or flavoprotein as one donor, and incorporation of one atom of oxygen. Gene Ontology annotation, biological process: coumarin metabolic process; xenobiotic metabolic process. The coding region runs from base 63 to 1550 and encodes 495 amino acids. The record is from RefSeq and is a predicted model, not a curated record.